CCAGAAACUUGUCUAUAUAUUGUCUUGCUUGUAAGGGUAAAAAUGUGAAGCUCGAAGACUUGAUCUGAAGAUCCGAGACUCGAUCUGAAAAGAAUCUUUCAACUUGACAACGUCUUCGAUUAUUUGAAGAGUCUUUGAAGCUCGAUCUGAAGAAUCUCUCUACCUGAAGAAUCUCUCAAGAAGGGAUGCCGCUGUUUUGAUUAUUGAAGUCUUUUAAGUGAAUGAACUUCAUGGCGGCUUCUGAUUGUCCUUCUUCUUCUCGUGCAUCAGGGAAGUAUGAUGUUUACCUAAGUUUUACGGGCGUCGAUACCCAUAAAAAAUUUAUCAGUCAUCUUUAUGAAGCUUUGUGUCGCAGUCACAUUGAAACUUUCUGUGAUUACCAAAUUGAGAGAGGAGAUGAAUAUUCGCAACCUCUUUUCAAUGAAAUUAAAGAAUCGAAAAUUUCUUUUGUUGUAUUCUCAGAAGGCUAUGCAUCUUCCGCAUGGUGUCUUGAGGAACUUGUAGAGAUUAUUGAAUGCAAGAACAUGUACGGUCAGAUUGUGGUACCAGUUUACUGUUAUGUAGAUCCAUCAGAUGUGAGGAACCUAUCUGGGAAAUUUGGGGAUGCAUUUGAUGAGCAUAAGAAGAAGAGUUGGCGGAAUGCUUUGCGGGAAGUGGGGAAUCUAGCUGGCUUUGUUGUAAAGGAUAGGGAUGAAUCUAAAGCUAUAGCGGAAAUUGUUGAAUUAUCUUUGAAGAAAUUGAAUGAUAUGUGCUCAAGUGAUGACAAGGACCUGAUUGGAGUGAAACCAAGCAUAAAAAGAAUUAAUUCUCUGCUACGUAUUGGGUCGAAAGAUAUUUGCAUUGUAGGAAUUUGGGGAAGAAGUGGUAUAGGCAAGACAACUCUUGCCAAAGCUGUAUUUGAUGAAGUUUUGGAUCAAUUUGAUGAUUCUUACUUUGCUCUUAAUGUUAGGGAAGAAUCAGAGAGUCCUAACGGGUUAACUCCCUUGCGACAAGAACUUUUCUCUGAAAUAUUAAAGGAGAAACAUUCCAACAUAGGAUUCACAUUUAUAAAACAAAAGCUUUCCCAUAGAAAGGUUCUCAUUGUUUUCGAUGAUGUGACAUCUUUUGAACAAAUAAAAAUUUUAGUUGGAGAUCUUAAUUGCUUGGGUCUAGGUAGUCGAAUUAUUAUAACAACAAGGGAUAAACAAUUGCUUACAAAUUAUGGAGUGGAAAAUAUAUACGAGCUUAAGGCAUUAUCUCAUCGUGAAGCUCUUUGCCUUUUUAGUUGGUAUGCCUUUCAACAAAGUCAUCCAACUUUUGUUUAUGAUGACCUGUCGAAUAUGGUUGUAAAAUAUGCUAAAGGCAUACCAUUAGGUCUUAAAGUGUUGGGUUCCUUUCUACGUGGCAAGAGAAAUACAGUAUGGUUAAGUGCAAUAAAUACACUAGAGAGAACUUCUUGUUAUGAUGUCUAUGAGGUGUUAAAAAUAAGUUAUGAUGGACUAGAUAAUGAUGAGAAGAAUAUAUUCUUGGAUAUUGCAUGUUUCCUUAAAUGGGAGAAUAGAGAUUUUGUAAUAAAGUUCUUGAAUGCAAGUGGCUUCUUUGCAGAAAUUGGAAUUAGUGUUCUCAUUGAUAAGUGUCUUCUAAUGGUAUCAAACAACAAGGUAACAAUGCAUGAUUUGCUUCAAGAAAUGGGUCAAGAAAUUAUCCGGAGAGAAUCCUCAAUAGAUCCUGGCAAACGCAGUCGUUUGUGGCAGCAUGUGGAUAUAUUUAAUGUAUUGAAAAAAAAUACGGGGAGUAAAGCAAUUGAAGGCAUAUGCUUGGACAUGUCUAAAGUAAGAGAUAUACAUUUAAAUCGUCAUGCUUUCUCCAGGAUGCGUAAACUGAGAUUCCUGAAAUUAUAUAACUCACACUCUGAAGAGGACAAUAUCAGUAAGGUGCAUGUUUCCCAAGGCCUUGAAUCUGUUUUCUCUAACUUAAGGUACCUUUGUUGGCAUGGAUGCCCAUUGAAGUCAUUGGAGUCAAAUUUUCGUCCAGAGAAUCUUGUUGCACUUGACAUGUCUUAUAGCAAUGUUGAACAACUUUGGACUGUUGUGCAGCAUUUUGAUAACUUAAGGGAUAUGAACCUCAGCCACUCCAAGCAUCUAAUCCAAAUUCCAAAUCUCUCAUUCGCACCAAAGUUGCAGAACUUGAUUCUAGAAGGGUGCACAAGUUUGUUUGAAAUUUCCUCAUCUAUUGGGCAUCUCAAUAAGCUUGCUAUCUUGAAUCUUAGGCAUUGCAAAAGUCUUAAGAGUCUUCCAAGCAGUAUUUCUAAGCUGAAGUCUCUUGAACAUCUUAAUGUAUCAGGAUGUGCAGAACUUGAUAGAUUGCCCGACUAUGUAGGAGAUUUAGAAGCAUUGAAAGUGCUUGAAGCAAAGACACUUGCUAUAAAAGAAAUACCGUCAUCCAUUGUAAAUUUGCGUUAUUUGACGGAACUAGAUCUUGCUAAUUGUUGUCUCAUGGAGUUACCCAAUACUUUCAGCCAGUUAUCCUCACUUAGUAUUUUACUUCUAGGUGGGAAUAAUUUCAAGAGCAUUCCAACAAGCAUCAAUCACCUUUCUAAGUUAUCUUAUCUUGAGUUAGGCUAUUGCGAGCUGCUUAAAUCCUUACCAGAGCUUCCUUGUAGUUUAGAAUCUCUUGAUGCACCAGGUUGCUCGGCAUUGGAAUCGGGUUUAUCAGUUCUCCCAGCUACUAAUCGAAGAUCAGUGAGAGUUAACUUUAGCAAUUGUUUCAAACUAGAUCAAAGUGCUGUAAAAAAUAUUGUUGAAGAUGCUAUACAGAAAGGACCGCAUAUGACAAUGGAACUUUACUCAAGACCUAGUGUUUGUAUCUGUUUCCCUGGAACUGAAAUCCCACAGUGGUUUAACUAUAUAAGUUUGGGGUCGUCUAUAAAUAUCCAGCUGCCAUCAGGUUGGUUCAAUCCUGACUUUGUUAGUUUCAUCAUAUGCGUUGUUGUAGAGUUUCGAAACUAUUACGACGAAGGCCAUGGUUUGGUUGUUCACUAUGAUUGCAAGCUCAGAAGUAAAAAUGACAUGACGGUCCUUUACCGUGGCACCUUGAAGGGUUGGUACUAUGAUAUUGAAUCCCUUUACAUUGACUCAGAUCACAUAUUUUUGGGAUAUGAUUCCAAUAUGCUUUCUUCAAAUAUUAAUAAAUGGGAUUACCUUUCCUAUAAUGAGGUGUAUAUGCAAUUUUAUGUUGAGGAUUUAAAUAAUAAACGCAUAGAUUGUUGCAAGGUGAUAAAGUGCGGGGUCUCUUUGGUGUAUUCUCCAGAGACUAGGAAGCCUUUGAAAGUUGCAAUCUGGGAGAAAUUGCCAUGUGAGAAAUCAGAUGAUGAGGAAGAGAAACUACCACGCAAGAAGCAAAAUGUUGCUUCUUUAUAGAUCUCAGUUACUUGCUUUACUUCCUUUUGGAGCAUCACAACUUUGUAUGUCUGGUUACACCGCAACAUAUAAAGUGAUGUUGAGCUCGUCCGACUGUUGAAUCAGUACUGCUUGGAAAAAUGAUUGACUGAUUGUUGCCAUGUGAAGAAGCUUUUCUUUUUUUGUUCAGUGUAAUUGUUUGGGGGUUCAUAUCUUAAACUAAUUACUCUUUGAAAUGCAUCAUAUAACUUGUUGCUAGUCGAAACCUGCAAAUAUCUAAUGUUAAUGUGUCUCAGUUCAUGUUUGAACAUAAGUCUAACUUUAGCCAAUUUCAGGAGAUGAGGAUGAUGAGAUUAGUUAUCCGUUGCCUACGUAAAAGGCAUUCGAUUCUUUAUGUUAACGAUUAUUUUGCUCGGUUUUUGAAUUUGAUGGGUCCUGUUUUGAGAUGAUGAUGUAAUAAUAAUAAUUAUUAUUAUUGUUAAUAUUGUUAUUGGAGUCAAAUUUGUAACCCCCAAGAUAAGUAGUUUUUGUAUUGCCUCUCUAAUUAAAGAAGGUACAAAGAAUGGAGAACUGAUUAUAUUGACAAUGAGGAAUUAACAAUAUUGAACUAGAAAUUAACAUAGAUAUUGAACUAGAAAUUAACAUAGAAUGGAAGGAAAUUGGUCUCUUCGUCCUGUCAUUUUCCCUUGGCUUAUUCUCCUUUAUAUAGGCACGCUUGGUAGACCCAGCCAAGUGUUGCCAAUACCCAUGAGUAAACGGGUACCCGGUCCAAACGAGCGGGUAUGGGUAACAUCAUUAAUUACCCGUCUGAAAAUCACUCCGUACUCAGCUCGCCUGUGAAAAAAAUGGAUGGGUCGGGUAAUAACUGCAGCUACUUGCACUUAAUUUAAAAAAAAAAAAAAAAAAAGAGCUGAAAAAUAUAAAUGUAAAAAUUAAAAACCUAACUCACUCA
Messenger RNA from Pistacia vera, 4329 nucleotides. Its product is annotated as disease resistance-like protein DSC1. Gene Ontology annotation, biological process: signal transduction; defense response. The record is from RefSeq and is a predicted model, not a curated record. The transcript is spliced from 6 exons. Lineage: Eukaryota; Viridiplantae; Streptophyta; Magnoliopsida; Sapindales; Anacardiaceae. The coding region runs from base 222 to 3398 and encodes 1058 amino acids. Gene Ontology annotation, molecular function: ADP binding.